AGGACCCUGGGAUCCCCAGGCGCAGGUCCCCAUGAGCAAACGGAAGGCGCCGCAGGAGACGCUCAAUGGGGGGAUCACCGACAUGCUCACGGAACUCGCAAACUUUGAGAAGAACGUGAGCCAGGCCAUCCACAAGUACAACGCCUACAGAAAAGCAGCAUCUGUGAUAGCAAAGUACCCACACAAAAUAAAAAGUGGCGCAGAAGCAAAGAAAUUGCCUGGUGUAGGAGCAAAAAUUGCUGAAAAGAUUGACGAGUAUUUAGCAACUGGAAAAUUACGUAAACUAGAAAAGAUUAGGCAGGAUGAUACAAGUUCAUCCAUCAAUUUCCUGACUCGAGUUACUGGCAUUGGCCCAUCUGCUGCAAGAAAGUUUGUAGAUGAAGGAAUUAAAACAUUAGAAGAUCUCAGAAAACAUGAAGAUAAAUUGAACCAUCACCAGCGAAUUGGGCUGAAAUAUUUUGAAGACUUUGAGAAAAGAAUCCCUUGUGAAGAGAUGUUACAGAUGCAGGAUAUUGUGCUGAAUGAAGUUCAAAAGGUGGAUUCUGAAUAUAUCGCUACAGUCUGUGGCAGUUUUAGAAGAGGCGCAGAGUCCAGCGGCGACAUGGAUGUUCUCCUGACCCAUCCAAGCUUUACCUCUGAGUCAGCCAAGCAGCCCAAACUGUUGCAUCGAGUUGUGGAGCAACUACAAAAGGCCCAUUUUAUCACAGACACUCUGUCCAAGGGUGAGACGAAGUUCAUGGGUGUCUGCCAGCUUCCCAGUAAAAAUGAUGAACAAGAAUACCCACACAGGAGGAUCGAUAUCAGGUUGAUACCCAAGGAUCAGUAUUACUGUAGUGUGCUCUAUUUCACUGGCAGGGAUAUUUUUAAUAAGAACAUGAGAACGCAUGCCCUAGAAAAGGGCUUCACAAUCAACAAAUACACAAUCCGCCCUCUGGGAGUCACUGGCGUUGCUGGAGAACCCCUGCCAGUGGAUAGUGAGAAAGACAUCUUUGACUACAUCCAGUGGAAGUACCGGGAGCCCAAGGACCGGAGCGAGUGAGGCCUCUCCUCCCUCCUCAGUGCAGCUCGCAGCGUCUUAAUUUAUUCCUCCCCUUUGCUACAUGAGGGUCUCUGGUGGUCUUAGGGACUGGUUCGUCCUCGGCUUCGGCCUGCGUUGCAGUCAGUGAAGGCUCAUGGACCACUGUCAGACGAAGCUGUUCUUGUUUUCCCAGCAGUGUCUGCACUUGGAACCCAGUGGAUUCAGGGUCACCUGCAUGAAGGUCUAGUCGAAUGAAAUAAAGAAGAGCUGAACUGGAAA
This is a messenger RNA of Echinops telfairi (small Madagascar hedgehog), 1297 nucleotides long. RefSeq names its product DNA polymerase beta. Gene Ontology annotation, cellular component: nucleus. Lineage: Eukaryota; Metazoa; Chordata; Mammalia; Afrosoricida; Tenrecidae. The transcript has a single exon. The record is from RefSeq and is a predicted model, not a curated record. Gene Ontology annotation, biological process: double-strand break repair via nonhomologous end joining. Gene Ontology annotation, molecular function: DNA-directed DNA polymerase activity; DNA binding. Bases 32 to 1039 code for a protein of 335 amino acids.